AUGCGCUGGCAUCACUCCUUGGCUCUUCCAUUAUCGAUCACAUGUGUUGCACUAGGAUUUAGUAACGAUCGUCAGUCGUGCAGUACCCCAAGGUAUUUUGAACAGAAGGAGAAAGCGGAUACUAUCGUGAAGCAGUUCAUGGUGAGAAAUGGAGUCCCAGGACUGUCCAUAGGUGUUUCACGUAACGGCCGAUGUAUCUGGGAACAAGGGUACGGUUACGCAGACGUGGAACAGCUGGUACCAUGCAAAAGUGGUACAGUGAUGAGAAUUGCCAGUAUAAGCAAACCGGUAACAGCUGUCCUUGCCGCACGUCUGGUCCAAAGCGGAAAGCUUGAAUUGGAUGCUUCUGUUCAGGACUAUGUGCCGGAUUUCCCAAAAAAGAAAUAUAACGAGAAAGAUGUCACCAUAACAAUCCGUCAACUUUUGAGCCAUACAAGCGGUAUCAGACAUUACAAAACGGUUAACUUUUCAUGUUUUAUCUAUUCCGAAAACGUAGGUUUUGUUCCGUUGAGCGUAUUUGGCACAUGA
This is a messenger RNA of Cercopithifilaria johnstoni, 528 nucleotides long. The record is from the annotation of a GenBank genome assembly. NCBI's taxonomy places the organism in Eukaryota, Metazoa, Nematoda, Chromadorea, Rhabditida, Onchocercidae.